AGUUUGGCCCGAUGGGACCCAGGGAACUGGGCUGAGCCCCCGCGAAGGGGUUCCUGUCGCCAGGAGCUUGGGCCUGCCGCAUCCAGAAUCUGUUUGUUACUGGAAAUAGAGUUGUUGAGAAGAGACAGGAAGCACAGUAACUCUUGACUGAUGACAUAUUCAGCUCUCUCACCAGCCUGCCUGAGAUAGCUAGAAGACUAUGUGGGCCUGGACACUGUGGAUGCUCCCUCUACUCUGCAAAUUCAGCCUGGCAGUUCUGCUGGCUAAGCCUGAGAACAUUUCUUGCAUCUUCUACUAUGAGAGAAAUUUUACUUGCACCUGGAGUCCAGAAAAAGAAGCCAGUGAUACAUGGUACACAGUUAAGAGAACUUACUGUUUUGGACGUAAAAGUGAUCAUUGUACUACUGGUAAUUCUACAAGUACAGCUCGUACCUCAUGCUCUUUUUAUCCUCCACCAAUAACAAUACCAGAUAAUUACACCAUUCAAGUGGAAGCUCAAAAUGCAGACGGUAUAAUUAAAUCUGAUAUAACACAAUGGAGAUUAGAUACCAUAGUAAAAACCGAACCACCUGAGAUUUACAGUGUGAAACCAGUUUUGGGCAUCAAACGAAUGGUUCAAAUAAAAUGGAAAAGGCCUGUGUUGGCGCCUAAAUCAACUACUUUAAAAUACAGACUUCGAUUCAGAACAGUAAAUGGUGCCGGCUGGAUGGAAGUCAACUUCAAAGAAGGGUCCAAUGGAGACACAACAUACAACCUCACUGGGCUGCAGGCUUUUACAGAAUAUGUCGUAGCUCUGCAAUGUGUGGCUGAGGAGUCAGUGUUCUGGAGUGGCUGGAGCCAAGAGAAAAUGGGAACAACUGAAGAAGAAGGCAAGCUGGUCCCUUCUCCACAUGGCCUGGAUCUGUGGAGAGUCCUGAGACCAGCUAUGGUGGAUGGAAGAAGGCCAGUGCAGUUGUUGUGGAAGAAGGCAAGAGGAGCCCCAGUCCUGGAGAAAACACUUGGCUACAACAUACAGUACUUUCCAGAGAACAACACUAACCUCACAAAGACAGUGAAUACCACUAACCAGCAGCUUGACCUGUAUCUAGGAGGCGAGACCUAUUGGGUGUCUGUGAUUUCUUAUAAUUCUCUUGGGGAGUCUUCACUGGCCACCCUGAGGAUUCCAGCUAUUGAUGAAAAGCCAUUUCAGUGCAUUGAGGCCAUGCACUCCUGCCUCACUCAGGACCAGCUGGUCGUGGAGUGGCAAAGCUCUGCUUCAGAGGUGGACACAUGGAUGGUCGAGUGGUUUCCAGUUUUGGACUCAGAGCCCUCCAUCUUCUCCUGGGAAUCUGUGUCUGGGGCCAGGAACUGGACAAUCCAGCAAGAUGAAUUAAAACCUUUCUGGUGCUAUAACAUCUCUGUGUAUCCAAUGUUACAGGACCAAGUGGGCGAGCCAUAUUCCAUCCAGGCUUAUGUCAAAGAAGGCAUUCCAUCAGUAGGUCCUGUGAGCAAGGUGGAGAACAUUGGCGUGAAGACAGUCACAAUCACAUGGAAAGAAAUUCCCACGAGUCGGAGAAAUGGUUUCAUCAGCAACUACACCAUAUUUUACCAAGCCGAAGAUGGAAAGGAAUUCUCCAAGACAGUCAACUCCAGCAUCCUGCAGUAUGGCUUGGAGUCCCUGACUAGAAUGACCUCUUACACUGUUCAGGUCAUGGCCAGCACCAGUGCUGGGGGAAUCAAUGGCACCAGGAUAAACUUCAAGACAUUGUCAAUUAGUGUCUUCGAGAUUUUCCUUAUAACUUCUCUGGUUGGAGGAAGCCUUCUUAUUCUCAUCAUCCCAACGGUGGCGUAUGGUCUCAAAAAACCCAACAAAUUGAAGCACCUGUGUUGGCCUGAUGUCCCCAACCCCGCUAAAAGCAGUAUAGCCAUGUGGCGUGGGGAUAAUUUUGAGGACAAGCUAAAUGUGAAGGAGUUUGAUGACUCUGUGAACAUGGAAGAAGAGAGGAUUCUAAAACCAUGUUCUGUCCCCAGUGACCUUAUUGACAAGUUAGUGGUGGACUUUGAGAAUUUUCUGGAAGAGUUUUCCACAGAGGAACCUGGGAAGGGUCAGGAAAAUAUUUUGGGAGGGGAAAAGAAUGAGUAUGUGACCUCUCCCUAUAGGCCUUACUGCCCCACUGGGAAGCAAUUCAAGGAGCUCCCCCUUUCAACUGAGAUUCCAUCCAGAAAAUCCCAAUGCCUGAGUUCUGGAGUGCCAGAGGGGACUUCCUCGGAAGACAAAGAGCAGCUUCUCUCUUCUGCUUCAAGUUUAGGGCUAGACCAUCUCUGUGAGGAAGGAGCACCAAAUCCAUAUUUGAAAAAUUCAGUAACAACCAGAGAAUUUCUUGUGCCUGAAAAACUUCCAGACCAAACCAAGAGAGAAGUCUAGAUGCCACCAUGGCUUGAAUAUUUCUGCAUCUCAGCGUGGGUGACUCUGGCAGAGAAGAUGUCAAGACUUGGCCAGAAGAGCUUCCUUGGCCACCUCCCCAUCCUGCUUGUGUUAGAGAAAGUCUUGCAUGCCCCUGGGUUGAAGUUGGUUGGCACAGAUGGUUAACUUGCCUGAGAAGCAGCAGCGAUGGUGAUAAGACUGAGCGCUUUGCAGAGGCAAAGCAAUUUGUUUUCUUUUCUUCAGAUAAUAAGCUCUCACCGAGGCCUCUGACAGCUUGACUUGGAGGGACAGUGGAUCCCUGAGUUGGAUAUACCUGGCCUUCGCUAGGAAUUGGGUUACCAUCACCGCCUUUGCUGGGGCGACACCUCGGAAUUCCCUGAUGCCAGUUGUUUAGUUGGCACUUGGGCACUCUGGUGGGAGGGGAAAGUCUCUCUCCCUUCACUUUGGCCUCCCCUGGGUUCUGGGCUCUCUCUCUGGGAUAGCCCUGAAACCUUACUUUUGAGAUUAUGUUUCUCCCUCAACAUACAGGUGGAAAGUGGAGUGGGCUCCCUGAUGGUGUGCCUGAGGCUCUCAUUACCCUCAUUAAAUCUCAAGUGUCUGCAGCAGCACCCCCUCCCAGGACUCUUCACCCCUAGUCCACUCCAUGCUGGCUGCUGGUGAAUCAAGGAGUGAGGGGCAUGCUUAGCAGGGCACUGGCGGAUGGACUCCAGACUGAGUUGGCAGGUCCGCCUUACUCUCCAGUCUGCCAUUGCCCAGCCCUGGAAGCAGUUCCUGGAGGCCUUGCUGCCCCUCUAUCUUACAUCCAAGCCUGGGAGUAGACAGACACCAAACACUGCAGUGGCUUUUGUACAGGGACUCCCGUCCCUCACUGGCUCAGAGCACAGGAAUGCUUAUUGAACGUACCCUUUGAAGGCCUCUUCCCUGAAGCAGCUGAGCAGGGCCUGGGAGCAUGCAAUGGUUAGCACCUUCGCUGCUCCUAUACCAGGAUGCUUCCUUCUUUGCCCCAGCUAAGCACAGAGCUUGUGACAAUUCGUGGAGCCUUUAGCCCACAUGCUGGUGGCAGGAUUCAGCUGCUGAGACCUGAGAACUUAUGGCUGGCACUGGGCUCGCGCCCUGACAUCAGAUGACUUCCUGACGUGUGGCUGUGACUCAUCUGGCUGUUGGGGGAGGUCGCUGAGAGCCUGUUGAGAUCCGGGGAGGCCAGGCAGUGAGUGAGCGGUGAGUGCAGUGAACCUGGCAUUUGUCAGCAUGAAGGCUGGCGGUAUUUUUUCUAGGAGAGUUUGAGGAGUCAGUACCUGUGUAGCAGCCAUGAACUUCACAAGCCGCCAGCUUUACUUUCCUAUAACUAAAAUUUUGAAGUAACUGCAGCCCAAUCUGGUGAUUUCUGAGAACUCAGUCACAUUCGGGAUUUUGACCCCCUGUCCUCCCUGGGACUGAUGGUGAGCAACGGAGGAUGUUCAGUGGAAAAGCAGGGUUUUGUCUCUCAUUUGAUUUCUGCCCAACACUAGUCUUGGGACUUUCCUGUAGCCCCACCUGUCGCUGUUGGGUCACCUGCCACUUUCCUCAGCCAAUUGCUGCAUCCUUACUGUGGGCGCAGGCAGGUGGGGCUUCUCUCCCCAAACUCUCUCCUCAUUAAAUUUCAAGUGUCUGCAGCAAUCCCACCCCUCAAUUCUUUGUUCCUAGUUUACAGAACAGUAGAAAGGGACCAAACAAAAGGGAUGCACCAGAUUCCCACGCCAUGGUGGGACUCUCCCUGCCUCGUUACCUCCCCUCUGCCCACACAUUGUUGUGACUUGGGCACUUCUAUGAGCUCCUCGCCCCCAGCCUUCCAGAUGGGGCCCUUUCGAACUCUGCCUUUGGAUUUGUGAACUCAUAGGGAGGUCCUAGCCUUGUCCUCCACAACUAUUCUCUCUUUCUUGUGACGCUCUACCCACUUCAGCUGAGGGAUCUUCUCAAAUUCUGUAUGAGGUGGGUGGGGGAGGAGAGUGCCUGGAAUGAGUCCCCCCAAGCUUGUCUGUUUCACAUGUGGAUUAGGCUUUUGAUCCUAAAAUCCAAAAAUUUGAUGGCUGGGGAGAGAGAAGGGCUCCCUAAUGGCUCCCAUGGGUGGGUUUCAGAGAUGAAGAUGUUGCUCCCCCUCCCUUAAUCAUUCAUUAACGACUGAAGCGUCUUCUGAGGGACAGUUUGCAAAUGUCACAGUCAGGGUCCUUCCUCUGUUUCAUUUCUUCUUCUCUUUUCUUACUUUCCUUCUUGCCUCUUAUCUUUUGCUUCUUUUUCCACCACUCCCAGCAGCUUCUCAUCUUCUUCACUCCACCCUUUUUUUUUCUUUUUUUCCUGUUUCUUUUCAUUUUAUUACCCCUUCCCAUCAGUCUCCUUCUACCUAUAUUUACUGUUGCUACGUCUGAGGGCUAAGAAAAUUGGCACUCUCUGUUUUGUUCUAGAUGUAGUUUAUGAGAGUCAGCAUUUCCUGCCAGUAAGAGGAGCAGUUUUCCCACGAACCCCAGACACUUAUUCAGUGGGCCACACACUGCUCUCCAGGGCAGAUUCAGGGAACACAGGCCUGAAAGCUCAGAAGCCACUGGUGACCUUCCCCUCCUGGGAUGGAGUCAUGAACUAUCCUGACCCCCAGCAUCCUGGGCUGCCUCUGUGUCCAGAGAAAGCCAUCUGCGUUUUCUCUGUUACUGUCAAAGAGAUGUUGAGAGGACACAAACAGGAAAGCUUGCAUUUUAGCAACGUCGUUAAAAACUGAUAACAUUCCUGUUAAGAGUUUUCCGGGGCUCUGGGAACCAUGCCCUAUUAAUGGCCUUUCUUUUACAAUAAUAGCAGAAAAUUUUGAAAGAACAGCAGAGAAGCCAAUCUGUGGUUAAAAAAAUAAAAAUGAUGAUACCUUUGUUCUGGUUUCUCAGGAGGCAGCAGUGUAAAAACACGGUGCGGGGUUUUGAAAGAGGUGGGAGAUGAGGAGAGCUGAGGCGGGAGAGGUGGCCAGCAUGGAUGCCAGUGGUCCCCACUGCUGCCCCUCCAUCGUGUGGGGGAAGCCUGUGCUGGUCUGCCAGGCCACCCAAGGGGAUUCUGUCCUCUUUCCAGCACGCCCCUCAUUGCUGCUGCUGCUGUGGCCACAUUCCAUCCCAGGGGUCUGCAAACCGGCCCUCAGGCCAUAUCUAGGCCCUGUUUCUGUAGGGCCUGUAAACUAAAAACCGAUGUUGACAUUUUUAAAGGCUGGAAAAUAAAAUCAAAGGAAAAGAGUGUUUAAUGACGUGAAAAUUCUGUGGAAUUCAAAUUUCAGUGUCCAUAAAUGAAGCUUAAUUGGAACACAAGCAGGCCCCUCAUUUACACGUCAUCUAUGGCUGCUUUCUCCCAAGGCACAACUGGGUAGUUGUAACAGAGUUUCUCCCACAAGCUUACAGUGUUCUCCAUCUGGCCCUGUACAGAACAAGGCUCAGACUGCACCGUGUUGGCCCACAAAGUGUAUUCACUUUGAAUUAGCUUCUAAUUAAAAAAGAAAUCAGGGUCUGUCAUUCUGGAUUUUUAAGCAAGUAGGGGCUGCCCCCUUUAGAAGGGUGCAUACUCUCUGGCUCCCCCCAACCCUCAGAACUUCCUGUCCCCUGCCCACAGCUAAGGUGGAGAGUGGGUGGCUGUUUAUCACUUACUCCAGUGCACCCAGGUCAUUUUAGCCCCCAUCCCCCAACCCUCAGACAUUUGGCAAGGCCUGGAGACAUUUUGGGAGGGUGCUGCUGUCACCUAGUGGGGAGAAGCCAGCAAAACUGUUAGUCAUCUAUAAUGAACAGAAAAGCCCCACAGCAAAGAAUUAUCUGGCCCAAAAUGUUGGUAGUGCCGAGGCUGAGAAAUCCUGGCUGAGCCAAGGUCUGCUCUGGGCCCACAGCACUCACCAUGGGUAUGACUCAGCAUCCGUGGAUAGCUCUAGGUGUCCCUUUUUGUUUUGUAAAUUUAAAGUUUGUUUUGGACUCAACUUUACAACAGCAACAUCAACAACAGAAAUCUCUAAAUACCAUUUAUUUAUACCAUUCUUCAUUCACUCCUGAUGUGAUCUGUGUACCCAUAUACAUUUUCAUCUAUUGCAAGUUACAUAUUGAUUCUAUUGUGUUCUCCCCUUACUUUCAUUUAUUAUUUCACAUAUAAAAUUCCCUGCAUGGACUCAGUUGACAGUGGUAGCAUUAUGAUGGCCCCUCAGACAUUCAUGGUGUGCCUGCAUACUGUGGUUUGCUAAGACACCCUUUGGUUGAUAGGAUUGUCUUACAUGUCCUUCUCGUAUGGAGAGCAACUUUAGUAAAUGUCUUUGUACAGAAUUUUCUUUUCCUACCUUUGUCCUAACUCCUUGGGGCUGUUUCCAAAGGUGGAAUUGCUGGGCCAGAGUUUUUUGGUUAUUAUCACGUAUUGCAUGACUGUGCUCCCAAAGAGGUUACAAUAUCUGGUGAUUUGCAGUGUCAUCAGAGAUGUUUGAGGUGUCCUUUGUCCUGUUCCACUUAUAAUCAGCUGUUUAUUGCUGUAAGCUGGAUUUUAUCAAUUUAUUGGGAAUAGUUAAUAAAACUUCAUAGUUAUUUGUGUUGCUUAAAUCAUUGUGAAGCUAAACUUUUCCCAUCUAUAUUUUACUGUCUGCAUGUCCUCUUGUUGACAUUAUAGAAUCUUCUACCUCUAAGCUCCAGGGGGCAUUGAGAGACCAGCUAAGCUGCUAUAAAUUAGAGGUACUCAGCAAGACUAUAGACAAAUUUGUAGACUUUGUCAUUUAGUUGACUGUUUAAAAUAUGUGGUUUUUGUAGUGCAUUUUAAAAGAGAAAUUUCACACUGAAAUAUUUUGUUAAUUGUUUUAUGUAAACAUUAAUUAGCAACAAGGCCUAUUUGUAAUCAAAGUGUGUGGUGUUAUCUGUGUCUUGCACUGUCAUUAGCAGUCCUUGUUCCCUCUGCCGCUUUUACUGGACACAGGGGUCAGUGGGCAGAGAUUGCUCAGAAGCACAAACAGCCCCUGUAUAUAUUUGCAAACCUGUGAGGCCACCCUUGCCCUCAGCACUGAGCUCCAUGCAGGCCAUCCUGUCUGAGAUGCUUGCCCGGUGCUGGUGAGAAGCGUGAGGGCGAGGGAGAGGAGAGCAGCAUAACUCCACAAAAGCACAGAGCCAGCAGUCAGCAAGCCUCAGAUGGUUGUUUAAGGGAAUCUAGACGCCUGUACUGCUGAUUUCAUUUUUAGGAAAGGAAUUCUCUGUCCUGCUCUACUUCACUAUAUGUUUGGGCUAAAAUGCAGGAAGGUAUACUGAGGCCUAGACUCUGACGUAGAAGUCAGAGAGUGCAAACCAGAAUGGACAUGCAGAAUAUUCUGAAUGAUGAUCACGGUGAGGAAGAGAACCGUCUCUUGGUAGGCUGUGCAUGCUGUCUUUUCCAUAUAUUGUUCAUAUAUCGAUGCAUACGUAAUGCAUGUGCAUGAAAGUUCUGGACUCUUAAGUAGAGCAUGACAACAUAGUUACUGUAAUGGGAAUAGUCUUUAAAAUGCCUUAUUAUAAAUGCAUUUGUAUUUUGAUCUUUCAAAUAAUAAAGCUGUAUUACCAUUUUUA
Molecule: messenger RNA, 7959 nt
Organism: Equus quagga
Lineage: Eukaryota; Metazoa; Chordata; Mammalia; Perissodactyla; Equidae
Gene: IL31RA
Product: interleukin 31 receptor A
Exons: 15
Coding region: 200-2404 (734 amino acids)
Biological process (GO): cytokine-mediated signaling pathway
Cellular component (GO): signaling receptor complex; external side of plasma membrane
Molecular function (GO): cytokine receptor activity; cytokine binding
Source: RefSeq, a predicted model, not a curated record